Cynara cardunculus var. scolymus (artichoke) is the source of this 1628-nucleotide messenger RNA. RefSeq names its product cyclic dof factor 1-like. The coding region runs from base 207 to 1214 and encodes 335 amino acids. Gene Ontology annotation, biological process: regulation of DNA-templated transcription. The record is from RefSeq and is a predicted model, not a curated record. Lineage: Eukaryota; Viridiplantae; Streptophyta; Magnoliopsida; Asterales; Asteraceae. Gene Ontology annotation, molecular function: DNA binding; DNA-binding transcription factor activity. The transcript is spliced from 2 exons.
GUGUUUGAAUAUAAUAAUCAAAUACACCAUUUUCUACCCCACCACUUUUCAAAAAACCAAUCGAAAAAGUUUCACUUUCAUCCAAAUAUUUAUUCAUUGCAAGACUUUUGCAAUCUGCAAGCAAACAAAGUCCGGCCAGCCUUCUUACACUGCUGAAACCACCAUUCUUCGCCGUCGGCCGUCUCCUUUCACCGGAAAACAGAAUUAUGGAGGAUCCUGGUAUCAAAUUGUUCGGAAAGAAGAUUGUGCUGCCGGAAAUCAAUAAGAGCAUUAAUCUCCCAGUCAUGUUCACGGCCGGUGGUGCUGACAAAGACGGCGGUUAUGAUCACACUCGUGGUUUAUUGAAGGAUUCAUUGGAAGGGAAGAGAGUAAACAGAGAAGGUGUAGAGAAGGAUCACAUGGUGGAAUCGGAGAACCCUAAAACUCCGUCUAUUGAAGAAGAAACUAGAACGCAAAAAUCCGAAUCAAAUCCGCAAACUAAAACCCUUAAAAAACCCGACAAGAUUCUCGCCUGCCCUCGUUGUACUAGCAUGGAUACCAAGUUUUGUUACUACAACAAUUACAAUGUGAACCAGCCGCGACAUUUUUGCAAGAGUUGCCAGAGGUACUGGACAGCCGGAGGCGCCAUGAGGAACAUGCCGGUCGGAGCAGGUCGCCGGAAAAACAAGAAUCCGGCAUCUCAUUGUCGUUUCAUAACCAUCCCCCAAGAAACUCAUUGUGUUUCAGGUGGAUCAACUGUUACAACUUCUGAUUCAACACCUGAAAACUUUCAAGAUCAAAACAGAUUCCAUUCCCAUGUCCAUUCCAUUCCUGGGGUUUCUUGGUCUUACAAUCCCUGGAAUUCAAGAAUCCCAAUUCCGGCCAUUUGUCCUCCAAUGCCGAUCUACCCUUCAACCAACUGGAAUUGUAUUCCUUUCUUACCUCCAUGUGAUCCAAUCUUGGGAAAACAUUCAUUAGACUCUGAUGAUUGUGAUCAGGAUCUAAAGAAACCUAAGAACUCGGUUCUGAUUCCCAAGACUCUCAGAAUCGACGACCCUGAUGAAGCUGCCAAAAGUUCCAUAUGGGCAACACUCGGAAUCAAAAACGAAAACUUUAAGGCCUUUGAAGAAAAGGGCGAAGAAAGAAAGAAGCGUCCAGCCACCAUAACCUCUCCAGUUCUAUACGCAAACCCCGCUGCUUUCUCUAGAUCACUUUGCUUUCAAGAAAUGGCCUAAAGUCGUUAACUUUCCAUAUUUGAUUUUAUGAUAAUACGUCGAACUCCAUUAGAUCAAUGUUCAAAAAUGGUUCAAGUCCAGCCAAUGUGAGAUUCCGCCACCUCGAAGUCUAGAUGGAAGUAGAUUGCUUUAAAGUGGUAAAUCUGAUUCUGAUAUCAUGUGAGAAUAUGCAGAACCCCAUUAAAUAAUCCUGUAAAAAGCAAGAAAAGUAGAGAGAUUCCAACAUAUACUGAGAAGAAAUGAUCUAAGUCUAGCUGAUAUGGGAUUCAGUCCAUUCCUUUGAGAGUUCAGUGUAGCUUAAUGUUCCGUUUUCUUUUGCACAAAAAGGCAAAAGAUGGGUGCUUUGUUUUGUUGUACCUAGCGUUCGAGCUUUAGUGUAAAUACAUUGUAUAGUUUAGAUUUUCCGAUUAUAAA